ACAGGCGAAAAUCAUCCCUUUAACUGUCACCUCUAGCUGGAUCCUGAACUGCUUGCUGUUCGGGUCCUGCAUCCUUCCCCCCUCUUCAACCUUUGGACCCUGAAUUUCCUUCUCUCCAUUCGUCUCCCUUACCUUUACCAGCUCUUGUCAAGGAAUUACCAUCGCCAAUUAUUUCCACAGCGCCUUUGAUAGACACUAUCAUCCGCAAUGUCAAGCUUCAACAAUCUCACUGAUUCUUCAACUCCGAAGGCUUUCUCGAAGAUUGAUAUCUCCGGGAAUAACUUUCCCCCUUCGCCAGCUCCUUCUACUCCCACAAACGGGAGAAAGUAUGCGCUAGCUACGGAACUCGUUUACACCGAGCAUUCUGAUCAAUACGGUGCGUCGUCUGUGCCUAUAUACCAGGUUUGCCCCCUUGGACCUCACCCAUCUGUCUAGACGCUGACCAGCGAGUCUUUGAAGACGGCUACUUUUAAACAGAGAUCCGCAUCUGGAGGAGGGACAUUUGACUACACACGGUCCGGAAAUCCAACCAGAUCGCAUGUAGAGCGCCAUCUUGCUAAGAUCAUGUCUGCAAGCCAAGCACUUGUUGUUUCCUCCGGAAUGGGAGCUCUGGACGUGAUCACCCGUUUGCUAAAGCCCGGAGACGAGGUUGUCACUGGCGAUGAUCUUUAUGGAGGCACAAACAGACUGCUGAAAUAUCUUUCCACACACGCUGGUAUCACCGUCCACCAUGUAGAUUUCACCAAUGUCGACGCAUUGAAAGAGACCUUCACGCCAAAGACUACAAUGGUCAUUCUGGAAAGCCCAACAAACCCACUCAUCAAAGUUACAGAUAUACCGGGUAUUGCCUCAUUGGCACAUGCCGCUAAUCCCAAUGCCAUUGUUUGUGUGGACAACACUAUGCUAUCACCCUUGUUCCAGAAUCCCUUGGACCUCGGUGCAGAUAUUGUCUGCGAAUCCGGAACCAAAUACCUUUCGGGCCAUCACGAUCUCAUGGCGGGUGUGAUUGCAACUAAUGACCCAUCACUCGGCGAAAGGCUAUACUUUACAAUAAAUUCCACGGGUUGUGGGCUCUCGCCAUUUGAUUCAUGGCUACUGCUGAGAGGGGUCAAGACUCUUAGUGUUAGGAUGGAGAAACAGCAAGCAAGCGCACAAGAGAUUGCAGUAUUUCUGGAGGACUGUGGGUUCAAAGUCAGGUAUCCGGGUCUUAAGAGCCACCCACAAUACGACCUCCACUGGAGCAUGGCUCGGGGUGCUGGCGCAGUUUUGAGCUUUGAAACUGGUGAUACGAUCUUAAGCGAGAAGAUUGUAGAAUCUACCCGCCUAUGGGCUAUCAGUGUCAGCUUCGGAUGUGUUAAUAGUUUGAUUUCCAUGCCAUGGUAAAAAAAACUCCUACUCCAAGUCCUCUGGAUUUGGCUAAUGUUCUCUCCUAGUCGUAUGAGCCAUGCCAGUAUCGAUGCGAAGACAAGGGCGGAAAGACAGAUGCCUGAAGAUAUUAUCAGGCUCUGCGUCGGAAUUGAGGAGUAUCAACACCCCCUCCCCUCUAAAGAUUUUAUUUCCUAAAAAUGCUGACGCCUACCCAGCGUUGGAGACCUGAUUGACGACCUCCGUACGGCACUCAUCCAAGCAGGUGCUAUCACCGUAACCGUCGGCGGUAUCAGGGCUGGCGCCCCAGAUGGCUCUUUGCUUGGUGGUGGUGUCUCCCUCGCCUCCGCUUCAUAAAUACAUAUUAAAUGCUUGGUUGAGGGUCACCAGCCCCCCUUCCCUUCUGCGUUUUAUAUCUUGCUCUUGGGUACAACGAUAGCAUGUAAAUAUAGAAGAGGGAGUAUAAAAAAGAGGGGAAAAAUUAUGUCAUGUUACUCCUUGGUAGCCUCCGAUGUCUAUCUCUCUCUCUUCCUCCAUGCUUUAGUUGGUUGGGCGAGUGAGUAAGUGUUGUGAUUUAUAGAAAUGGAGGCGUUUCUUUUUUCUUUCUCUUUGCCUUUUUACUUGUCGGGGAGACUACAAAAACAGGUGAGCGCUGGAAGCUGUACACAAUCAUAUAUGGACGUAGAAAGGGAAACAAAAAAAGGACACAUUUUUUUAUUUCCCCCGCUGCAAAAGGAUCGUGAUUUUUAUUGAGGGUAAGGGGCUUUGCGAGAGGGUUCCGGAUGUGAGGCAGAUGUGGUUUGGGACCAACCAGACCGCUAGGAUUUGGGUCUGGAUGGGGAAUCGCAAGUUAAGCCCGUUUCCGGUAUGAUGGACCUUUCUAGGCUAUAUCAUAUGAGAUGUCAAUAGUCCUACUCGAGGGGUGUCAUACUUUGCUCAUUUUUAUUUUAUUUUUCGUGCCGUACUUUUUUGAAUUCCAAAAUUGUUACGAAUUAUAAUAGCGGUAUCCCACCGCUUGCCUCCAUGUUCACAUAAAUCUAUGAUACCAACCCACCGGCACGGCACCGUACCGUACCGACGUCAGUGCCCUCCAGCCUUGUGUGGCAAUUUUCCCUUUAUCACAAUAUAAUGAAAUACCAAUAGUGUGAUAUCUAGCAAUAGUUAGAUAGCCGCUAUUGGUGGCUACCAAAGCCAUAAGUAAAUCGCUUUUAAGGUUAAUCUAAAAAAUAAAAUAAAAACACCCACAUUCCCCCCCUUGUAAACCUAGAGUUUUGAGGAAGGCCCCGAUGGAGUGGAAGGGAGGGGUGGUUUGCCAGGAUCAUGGUUUAUCACUCGACUGACCUGUGACCAGAGGCAAU
Molecule: messenger RNA, 2723 nt
Organism: Tuber aestivum (summer truffle)
Lineage: Eukaryota; Fungi; Ascomycota; Pezizomycetes; Pezizales; Tuberaceae
Source: the annotation of a GenBank genome assembly